Molecule: messenger RNA, 1277 nt
Organism: Carassius auratus (goldfish)
Lineage: Eukaryota; Metazoa; Chordata; Actinopteri; Cypriniformes; Cyprinidae
Exons: 2
Coding region: 337-1272 (311 amino acids)
Molecular function (GO): nucleic acid binding
Source: RefSeq, a predicted model, not a curated record
AGCAGUGAGAGGAGCAGGGCCAAGGAGAGGGCAAGGUAGAGGUGUAAGAAUGCGUGGUGGUGGCAUUCCAAGGGCUGCAAGAACAGUGGUCAGUGAUGAAAUUCGUGCCACUAUCAUUAAGCAUGUAAUCAACCAUGGUCUUUCACUAAGAGAGGCUGGUGAAAGAGUGCAGCCCAAUUUGAGGCGGUCAACGGUUGCCUCCAUUAUACGCAUCUUUCAACAAACCAACAGGUAAGUAUUACAUUUUACAUGGAUUGUUUCUGUUCUCACUUGACUUGUCAAUAAGGUCAUACAGUAAUGCAUAUGUUUUUUUGUUUUUUUUUGUCCCUCUAAAGAAUGCAACGUCUUCCACCCUCUGGGGGAAGAGGAAAGCUCCUAAAUAAUGAUCAAGAGCUUGCCAUUGUAGAAAUGGUUGUUGCAAAUAAUGCAAUAAAACUGCAUGAAAUUCAAACUAGAAUUGUAGAGGACCAUGAGAUAUUUGACAAUAUCGAUAGCAUCAGCCUCACAACGAUUACGCGGACAUUGUCCAAACACAGAGUGCGGAUGAAGCAGCUUUACACUGUUCCCUUUGAGAGGAACAGUGAGAGAGUCAAGGAGCUACGACAACAAUAUGUCCAGAGAGUUAUGGAAUCGGAGGCCAAUCAGGCCCCUCAUGAAUUCAUAUACAUAGAUGAGGCAGGAUUCAAUCUGGCCAAAAGGCGUCGACGUGGACGAAAUGUAAUUGGGAAAAGGGCCACAGCUGAUGUGCCAGGACAGAGAGGGGCAAACAUUACCAUGUGUGCAGCAAUUGCAAAUGCAGGAUUACUCCUUCACAGAUGUCAGGUUGGACCCUAUAAUACAGAGCGCCUCCUUGUCUUUCUCAAUGAUCUCCACCAGCACCUGGUUUCAGAGCAUGAUCAGGAGGGUGAAAACAUGAGGACCUUUGUAAUUACCUGGGACAAUGUGGCUUUCCAUCAUUCGCAAGCAAUAACAACAUGGUUUGAAGUCCACCCAAGACUGAUAUGUGUCUUCCUUCCACCCUAUUCACCUUUCCUCAACCCCAUAGAGGAGUUCUUUUCUGCAUGGAGGUGGAAGGUUUAUGACCAUCAGCCACAUGACCAGAUGUCCCUCCUUGAAGCCAUGGAUGCUGGCUGCAGGGACAUCACCAUUCAUGAUUGCCAAGGGUGGAUCCGACAUACCAAGCGGUUUUAUCCCAGGUGCAUCGCCUUGGAUAAUAUCAGAUGUGAUGUUGAUGAAAAUAUGUGGCCUAACCCUGAAGAUCGCAGAGAUUAAAUACA